This is a messenger RNA of Penicillium malachiteum, 1077 nucleotides long. Its product is annotated as NADP-dependent oxidoreductase. Lineage: Eukaryota; Fungi; Ascomycota; Eurotiomycetes; Eurotiales; Aspergillaceae. Bases 1 to 1077 code for a protein of 358 amino acids. Gene Ontology annotation, molecular function: oxidoreductase activity. Gene Ontology annotation, cellular component: mitochondrion. The transcript is spliced from 5 exons. The record is from RefSeq and is a predicted model, not a curated record.
AUGUUGUCUCUUAAUAUCCCAUCUUAUUCCAAGCCAUCGGAAUAUCAGCUCUCUGAAUUACCAAAACCCAAGAUCGAGACCCCGAAUGAAGUCAUUGUUAAAGUUCAUGCUGCGAGUAUCAACCCGAUUGAUGUCAAAAGAGCGGGAGGAGGUCUGAAGAUUGUAGUUGGGGACAGUUUCCCAUUCAAAAUCGGCUACGAUGUAGCUGGUGUUGUCACAGAAGUAGGCUCGAAGGUGACUCGGGUCAAGGCUGAAGAUGCGGUCUAUAUCCGAUUGCCCGAGACUCAUCGAGGAUCUUGUAGCGAGUAUGUGGUAUGCCCGGAGAGUCAAAUUGGGCUCAAGCCCCCUUCCAUGUCCUUUGAAGAAGCGGCGUCCGUCCCGCUGGCAGCGAUGACUGCUCUUCAGGCCCUUCGGAAAUAUGGCGAUCUAACUGGGAAGACUGUAUUCGUCCCUGCUGGCUUGAGUGGUACAGGAGUCUUUGGGUGUCAACUAGCAAAGCAUGUGUUCAAAGCAGGCAAAGUCAUCACCACUGUGUCAACUUCGAAAAUCCCGAAAGUGGAUGAGCUUCUGGGUAAAGGAACAGUCGACCAAGUCAUCGACUAUACCAAGACCGAUCCAAGAGAUGUCAUUCCGAAAGGAUCUGUCGACUUUCUCUUCGACACAGCGGGUGUUUCGAUGCCGUACCUCUGUCUCAUGAAGCGAAAGACAGGCCAUAUUGUGUCAGUUUCGACUACUCCCUCAGCAACAGUAAUGCAGAGCUCUUCUUUGAUGAGAAUGCGGGACAAUCCCACAAUUGCAUUCCAUGUCCGGCUUCUUCUCAACAUGUUCGACUGUAUUCAUAACUUCAGAGCCGGGCGGUAUGGGGUUAAAUAUGAGUACAUGAUCCUUGACUCUAGCGGCAAUGACCUGGAUGAACUCAGAGGGUAUAUUGAAGAUGGAAAAUUGAAGACAGUGGUAGGUACCAACGUUCAGCUUCGUGAUUUGGACUCGGUACGAGCAGCAUGUCAAGUUGUUUAUGACGGAAAGGGUGGUCUUGGAAAGCUGGUUAUUAGUGUCGCUGGAUCCGAGAGCACUUGA